UGGAGUUUCCUCUGCCUUAAAAAAAGAAAAGAAAAAAGACAUCGACAAAAGCGUGAGGAGUGUGUGAAAACUCGAAGGUGAAGUGGAGGGCCAUGGCUCGUGGGCAGCAGAAGAUUCAGUCCCAGCAAAAGAAUGCGAAGAAGGCAGCAGAUAAGAAGAAAGGUCAAGGAGCCGACCAGAAGACGGCAGCUAAAGCUGCUCUGGUCCACACCUGUCCUAUCUGCCGGACUCAGAUGCCUGACCCCAAGACUUUCAAACAGCACUUUGAGAGCAAACACCCAAAGUCCCCUAUGCCUCCUGAGCUGGCAGAUGUUCAAGCAUGAAGAACUACAGGCUGGAGUGGACCUGAACCUUGAUACACAAUGACCACGGACUAAACGUUGAGUUGCGGCACCUGAAGGAAGUAGAUGAAGAACACUGGGACCCGUCAGUAUUCAUGGACAGCGGGUUGGGAUGUGUGUUUAUGUCGCGUAGAUGUGUUUGUCUCAGAGAAGACUGUAAUGACAGGGCACUAGUACACCACCAGCCCAUGUUUUUAUAUUUAUUGUCUACAACUACCUUGCGAUUCCAGAUUUAGGGGCAGAACCAGCAACAUUUCCUGCAAACACUGAAUAAAAUUCACCAUGUGAUUAAUGAUGCGAGAGUCUUCAAGAGCACUAAAUUUAAAGAUUCUUCACUUGUCUACAGUUGACAUGGCACUGCUGUUGGGUUACAACUUUUAAAUUCCAGUCGUUUGGAUUAAUAUGAUAAUUUGCCUCUUCAACUUAAUUAUAUCACUAUGUCAAAUCUGUUUUUGGAGAUUUAUGGUUAACGUCUAAGUAAAAAGUUGAAAGCUUUUCAUCAUCUGUGCUGCUCCACAGGUGUCCUCAUUCACUAACACCUCACAACAGUAACCUCACCUUAUUUUACCACAAAUUAUUUUUCUGUUGUUUUUAAUGUCCUCAAAUGCAUUUGUCUUGGGCUGCAUCCACACAACUCCGUUUGCCAUCUGUCAUGUUUCAGAGCCCAGUUAAAGAAAAACCCUGCUCUUGACACCACCCUUUAAAUUUACUUUCUGUUUACACUGUGACAGACGCAGAGCUGAAAACUUGUCCAGGCACCAAUUGUUUGAAUUUAUUACGGCGUGGUAUGGGUGUAGCCCUAAAAUAAUCUCUGCAAUAACAAACCAGUAACAAGAUUAGUUUUGAUUGCCACACUUUCAGCUUUAGUUUGAAUGUUAGUUGAUGAAAAGGACUAAAAAUAAUUUUUUUGAUUCCAUAACUGCCAAAAUAAUGAUUCCCUGUACUUUCUGGUCCUUCAUUUGUUCAAAAAUAGACAAAAAGUUUGCUUUCUGUUUUUUUUUUUACCCUUUCCAAUAAAUUGAACAAUGUAUUUAA
Molecule: messenger RNA, 1376 nt
Organism: Solea senegalensis (Senegalese sole)
Lineage: Eukaryota; Metazoa; Chordata; Actinopteri; Pleuronectiformes; Soleidae
Product: Zinc finger protein 706-like
Exons: 4
Coding region: 93-323 (76 amino acids)
Source: RefSeq, a predicted model, not a curated record